Messenger RNA from Morus notabilis, 2358 nucleotides. RefSeq lists its product as uncharacterized. NCBI's taxonomy places the organism in Eukaryota, Viridiplantae, Streptophyta, Magnoliopsida, Rosales, Moraceae. The transcript has a single exon. Bases 1 to 2358 code for a protein of 785 amino acids. The record is from RefSeq and is a predicted model, not a curated record.
AUGGAGCUACCGAUACCGGACAAGGUGAAGAAAUUCUGGGACUUAUGGAAUCUUCGUUGCUGCAUUCUGCUAAGCCUGUCUCUACAGGCUUUCUUGGUGUUGUUUGCGUCCUCCAGGCAACGCCGUAAAAACUCAUUUCUGGUCUUUCUUAUCUGGGGAACAUACCUGCUAGCCGACUGGAUCGCCGCUGUUGCCAUUGGUUUGACUACCAAAACCCAUGACUCCGACAAAUCUUGUAAUAAUGGUCAUCACGUCACCAACAACGGAAAAUCCAAUUAUAAUCAAGAAAUUUCUGCAUUUUGGGCUUCAUUUCUUUUGGUGCAUCUUGGCGGACCCGAUAGCAUCACUUCUUUUGCACUCGAGGACAACGAGUUCUGGGUUAGGCACUUGUUCGGACUCUUCUUACAGGCUUUGGCUGCUGGUUAUAGUUUAUUUCUGACGCUUCCCCAUAACAAGCUCCUGACUCCUACGGUGUUGGUCUUCCUUGUUGGGAUUGUCAAGUACGCAGAGAGAACGCGUGCGCUUUACCUCGCGAGCUUAGAUCGUUUUGGUGCCACUGCUUUGCCGAAGCCAGAACCUGGGCCUGACUACGAAGAAACUUCGACAACGUAUGCUUCGCGGAUGCUCGAGGUUCCAAUAGAAGCGGAGAUGACGACAAUGUCAAACGCUGCAGCAGGUAGUGUUACUGGGAGCUCCCAUGAUCCAGAUUUUGAUCCUAAAAUGGUCAAUUCAGAACCUAUGGAUGAGAUGAUGGUUCUGCUGAGGGCAUACAUGCUCUUCGAACGGUUCAAAGGACUCAUUGUCGGCUUCUUUUUGACCACCACUGACCGAGACUCGAGCAGAAAGAUGUUCCUUGAAAUUACCGAUCAUAAGCGUGCUUUUCGAUUAAUUGAGUACGAGCUUAGCUUAAUGUUCCAGGUUCUCCACACCAAGGUGGUUGUGGGGCGCAAUACAACGGGGUACAUCCUUCGCGGUUUGAGUUUCUUUUCCUUAUUGGGUGCCUCCAUGUAUUUUUUGCAAGUUGAAAAGAAGGGGUUUGGUAGUUUAGAAAUUAUCCUUACAUAUGCCUUGCUUAUUGGAGCCAUUGUCCUUGAUGCCAUAUCUAUGAUGAAGCUCGUCUUCUCGGAUUGGUCUCUUGCAGUAGUCCCUAAGGAGAAGAGUUGGAGGGGAUAUUUUGCUGGAACAAUUUUAAAGAGAUCAAAGUGGUCGAGGUUGGUGUUCCAGUAUAACAUGAUAAAUUAUUGUCUAGAUGAAUUACGUCAUGAACGGCUCUACAACUUUGCUCGCCGUAUUCAUGUUUCAGGAAUUCUUGACAAGAUUAAAAUAUUGUGGUAUUCAUCUUCAAAGGAGGUAACUGAAGAACUGAAGAAAUUCAUCUUCGACAAUCUUAUAAGAAAAUCCAAGAAGGCAGUCACUUUAAGAGAUGCAGAGCAAGAAAGUCAACAAAGAGGCGAUUCAGCUCUGUCACAGAGUCCUUUUGCUACUGAGAUCAAACUCAAAUGGAGCGUCAGCGAGUUCCAAUACACAGAAAGCCUUCUUCUGUGGCACAUAGCCACUGAGAUCUGUUAUCUUGUGGAAAGAUCUAGAGGUGAUGAGGAGAAAGUUGCUAAAACGAAGGAAGCAAAUUCUGGUGGCGAUGAGGAGAAAGCUGCUAAAAUGAAAGCCGAAAAUUCUAGUUGUGAUGAGGAGAAAGCUGAAAUGAAGGCACAAAAUUCUAGUGGUACUGAUGAGGUGAAAGCUAAAAUGAUGGCAGAAAAUUCUAGUGGCGAUGAGGAGAAAGCUAAAACGAAGGCAGAAAAGUCAAGUGGCGAUGAGGAGAAAGCUAAAAUGAAGGCAGAAAUGUCUAGUGGUGAUGAGAAGAAAGCUGAAAGGAAGUGCAAGAUUCUUUCAGAUUAUAUGUUUUAUCUGCUGAUCAUGCAGCCAAAUAUGUUGUCCACAGUUUUGGGCAAUUGGUACAUAGCGUUCCAAGAUACUGCUGCAGAGGCCAAGAGAUUUUUUAGCAAGCACUCCAUAACGGACCAUCAGGAUGCACUAAGGAAGAUAACUUCAAUGAAAGCAAAAUUCAGACCAGCUGCUGUGAAGGGUCCUAAGAGCAAAUCUGUGUUCUUCGAUGCGUGUAUCCUUGCGAAACAGCUUCAGAAAUUGGGCGAUGAACGGUGGGACAUAAUGGAUCGAAUGUGGGAGGAAUUGAUGUGUUACGCGGCCAUCAAUUGCAGACCAAUCAUACAUGCACAACAGCCAAGUAGAGGUGGAGAACUUCUGACUUUCACUUGGCUGCUGAUGAAUCAUUUUGGCUUGGGCAUACAGUUCUCUGAGGAGGAAGAGCUGGCUGGAACAAAAAUGGUGGCGGUAAAGUAG